AAAAAAAACAACAUUUGCCCCAAAGGUUGCUUCUUUGCACUUGUGGAAGACUGGAGCUGCUGAACUCGGAAUCCGCUUAGGGUGCCCCUGCUUCACUUCUGUUUUUUAUAUUUGGAUUGUUGUCAAAUUGGUGGAUUUGGUUCUGGUUACUUAUGGACGGAGAGGAGUUAACCGAGCAGGAGACUGCAUUGUACGAUCGCCAAAUUAGGGUUUGGGGUGCUGAUGCUCAACGAAGAUUAAGUAAAUCUCACAUAUUGGUUUAUGGGAUGAAAGGGACUGUUGCCGAGUUUUGCAAGAACAUUGUAUUAGCAGGGGUUGGUAGUUUGACACUGGUGGAUGACCGGGCUGUGACUGAAGAUGCAUUAUCUUCUAACUUUUUGAUACCACCUAAUGAGAAUAUGUAUGAUGGGAAAACACUUGCUGAGGUUUGUUGCAAUUCUCUGAAAGAAUUCAACUCAAUGGUUCGUGUUUCAGUUGAGAAAGGUGAUUUGUCAAGAUUUGGUGGAGACUUCUUUGAUAAGUUUGACAUUGUAAUUGUCAGUUGUUGCACCCUCACAACCAAGAAAUUGAUUAAUGAGAAGUGCCGCAAGUUAUCAAAGCGUGUAGCAUUUUAUGCAGUUGACUGUAGAGAUUCUUGUGGCGAGAUGUUUGUUGACUUGCAGAAGUAUAUAUACACAAAGAAAAAGCUUGAUGAAAAUAAUCAACCCACAGCCAUUGAACGUGAAUUGCAAUACCCAAGUUUUCAGGAAUCAAUUUCAGUACCUUGGAGAAAACUCCCCAGGAAGGUGUCAAAGCUUUACUUUGCCAUGAGAGUGAUAGAAAGGUAUGAAGAGGUUGAGGGACGGAAUCCAGGACAAAUUUCUAUUGACGAUCUUCCUGCUGUUCUCAAGCUGAAAAAGGAACUUUGUGAGGCACAGUCGAUGAAUGAAUCUCAUAUUCCCAACGCCCUAAUGGAAAAAUUGGUCAUGGGUAGAAGAGAAUUCCCUCCAGUUUGUGCUAUCAUUGGAGGAAUCCUUGGACAGGAAGUCAUCAAAGCAAUAUCAGGCAAAGGUGAUCCCCUCCAAAAUUUUUUCUUCUUUGAUGCUAUGGACGGGAAAGGCAUAAUAGAGAAUAUAUCACCUCCUAACACGUGAAAUUGCAGACAUUGUUUGUAAAUUCGACUCUGGGGAACAAAUGAUGCGUAGGAAAAGAUUAAUCUGAUGAUUUUGUAUACUAGGUGAUAUUGACCCAAUAGGGGGAACAUAAUUUACAGAAUUGUCAGGUAGGUUUGGACAUUAAAUUUUUGCUUAUGAACAUUUUAACUUAUGGCUCUCGAUGGUUGGAGCUCUUUUAUUUUUGUUAAUCAUGUUCAUACUUUUAAGUGAUCUUCCUUCAAUAACAGAGCUGGGAUUGGCCGUUAA
Manihot esculenta (cassava) is the source of this 1400-nucleotide messenger RNA. Its product is annotated as SUMO-activating enzyme subunit 1B-1. The transcript is spliced from 11 exons. Gene Ontology annotation, biological process: protein sumoylation. NCBI's taxonomy places the organism in Eukaryota, Viridiplantae, Streptophyta, Magnoliopsida, Malpighiales, Euphorbiaceae. The record is from RefSeq and is a predicted model, not a curated record. Gene Ontology annotation, cellular component: cytoplasm; SUMO activating enzyme complex. Bases 153 to 1133 code for a protein of 326 amino acids. Gene Ontology annotation, molecular function: SUMO activating enzyme activity.